AUGUCCGGAGAAAACGACAGCGGAAGCCCUGCGGCUGAGCGCCAGGAUGCCCCCGCCGGCGGCAGCGAGCACCUCAACAUUAAGGUGACCGACAACAACAACGAGGUCUUCUUCAAGAUCAAGCGAUCCACCAAGCUCGAGAAGCUGAUGACAGCCUUCUGCGAGCGCCAAGGCAAGAGCGUCGAAGCCGUCCGUUUCCUGUUCGAGGGACAGCGAGUGCAGAAGAGCGAUACGCCUGACUCGCUGGAGAUGGCGGAUGGCGACACCCUAGAAGUCCAUCAGGAGCAGGUCGGAGGCGCGUGCCGCCGUUAA
Messenger RNA from Annulohypoxylon truncatum, 312 nucleotides. Its product is annotated as ubiquitin-like protein. Gene Ontology annotation, molecular function: protein tag activity; ubiquitin-like protein ligase binding. Bases 1 to 312 code for a protein of 103 amino acids. Gene Ontology annotation, cellular component: nucleus; septin ring. The record is from RefSeq and is a predicted model, not a curated record. NCBI's taxonomy places the organism in Eukaryota, Fungi, Ascomycota, Sordariomycetes, Xylariales, Hypoxylaceae. Gene Ontology annotation, biological process: protein sumoylation. The transcript has 2 exons.